AUGUGUUGCUCUUGCCACUAUCUCAUCAGCUUUCGUAAAAUUUGGAACCUAGAGAGGAUAGUGGAGAAUGAAGCUAUUACAACGAGAGAAGGUGCAGAUUGGGAUGGACAGGUGUUCAGUUCCCUUUUUGUCUUUCUUGAAAGUCUGACAGGAUUCUCUUUCCUCCCAGACUCCCAAACAGGUGAGGAAGAUGAAAGUCAGAAUUCUAUGGAGCCACAUGUGAAUUUGUGCGAAAGAACAAAGAAAUUGAGGAUACAACAACAAACUCAAAAAGGAGAGAAACUAUUUGAAUUUACAGAAUGUGGAAAGAGCUUCAGUGAAAGUGGAAAACAUCAACGAACUCAUACGGGGGAGAAACGAUUUGAAUGUUUUGAAUGUGGAAAGAGUUUCAGCAAAAGUGGAACACUUAGAGUACACCAACGAACUCACACAGGGGAGAAACCAUUUAAAUGUAUUGAAUGUGGAAAGAGCUUCAGUGAUAAUGGAGCACUUAGAAUACAUCAACGAACUCAUACAGGGGAGAAACCAUUUAAAUGUAUUGAAUGUGGAAAGAGCUACAGUGAAAGUGGAGCACUUAGAAUACAUCAACGAACUCAUACGGGGGAGAAACUAUUUGAAUGUUUUGAAUGUGGAAAGAGCUUCAAUGAAAGUCGAACACUUAGAAGACACCAACGAACUCACACGGGGGAGAAACCAUUUAAAUGUACUGUAUGUGAAAAGAGCUUCAGUCGUAGUGGAACACUUAGAAAACAUCAACGAACUCACACAGGGGAGAAACCAUUUGAAUGUAUGGAGUGCGGUAGGAGCUUCAGUCAAAGUGGUGCACUUAGAAUACACCAACGAACUCACACGGGAGACAAACCAUUUAAAUGUAUUGAAUGUGGAAAAAACUUCAGUCGUAGUGGAACACUUAGAAUACAUCAACGAACUCACACGGGUGAGAAACCAUUUGAAUGUUUUGAGUGUGGAAAGAGUUUCAGCAAAAGUGGAACUCUUAGAAUACACCAACGAACUCACACGGGAGACAAACCAUUUAAAUGUAUUGAAUGUGGAAAGAGCUUCAGUGAUAGUGGAACUCUUAGAAUACACCAACGAACUCACACGGGGGAGAAACCAUUUAAAUGUAUUGAAUGUGGAAAGAGCUUCAGUACAAGUGGGAAACUUAGAAUACACCAACGAACUCAUACAGGGGAGGAAAUAUUUAGAUGUAUUGAAUGUGGAAAGAGUUUCAGCAAAAGCGGAGCACUUAGAAUACACCAACGAACUCAUACAGGGGAGAAACCAUUAAAAUGUAUUGAAUGUGGAAAGAGCUACAGUCACUAUGGAGCACUUAGAAUACACCAACGAACUCACACGGGGGAGAAACCAUUUAAAUGUAUGGAAUGUGGAAAGGGCUUCAGUGAAAGUGGGAAACUUAGAAGACACCAACAAACACACACGGGAAAAACCACAGAUACUUUAAUUAACUUUAAUAAACCGCAUAGCUGUUUUUUACCUUUCCUUCUAUGCUUCCUUGCAAUCCUGACAAAAUCAAACCACGCCAAUGCUUUCAGCCCCAGAAGAGGAGCUCCCCUUGGUGUCAGGGGAGGGGUCCAAGGGAGCAUCUGGAGCCCUGCCAUCCCUUCUGUCGCUGGGCCCUUCCCCUCCUGUCUCUGCCAUCCCUGGGCCACUCCUCACUCCACAGCAGGAGACUGGAUCUGUCUGUGA
This is a messenger RNA of Podarcis lilfordi (Lilford's wall lizard), 1707 nucleotides long. The record is from the annotation of a GenBank genome assembly. NCBI's taxonomy places the organism in Eukaryota, Metazoa, Chordata, Lepidosauria, Squamata, Lacertidae.